AUGUCAGCUGCACAGAAAUACACUUCAAUGAUCCCAUUCCUUGUCUCGAGGGACGACAAUAACUUCCAAUUCUGUCAAAUUCCUAUCAAUGAAGGAGAUAACAAUACCGCAAUCGUCGACCGCAUCAAGUCUUUGGAGCGCGCAACCAAUUCUAAGAAAGCCAAACGAGCCCUACAUACCCUAGCCAUGCGCAAGCUCAGUAUCGGUACCGUCCGCCUCCUCGAAGCGCCACUUGAAACUGGCAAAGCCCAGAUCAUACCUACUGGGUACGUGGGGGAGAAAAAGAGGCACGACAUGAUGACGAACGUCCUGUUCAACCCCGCGACGCCCAUCCCAACGACGCAUACCCUCUAUGUACAGCUCAUCAGUGGUGUGAGGAACGAUGAAGAAGGACACACCAAGGCAUGGGGCCUCGAUUAUGCUAUCGACGGGCACGCGGCGUGCAUCUGGCUCGCUCUCGCUCUCGUCGCCGCUCUUGUAGUGGGUCUAGUCAUUGGUAUAAGCACUGGUGAUGGCAAACUUGGAUUGGGAAUCGGUGGUGGUCUGCUCGCGGCUUCCACGGCCAUUCAGGCAGCGAUCCUCAUGAGGACGAUUUAUUGA
Molecule: messenger RNA, 600 nt
Organism: Cucurbitaria berberidis CBS 394.84
Lineage: Eukaryota; Fungi; Ascomycota; Dothideomycetes; Pleosporales; Cucurbitariaceae
Exons: 2
Coding region: 1-600 (199 amino acids)
Source: RefSeq, a predicted model, not a curated record